CACCAUUCUCCUCUCCACAAAACACCCAGACGCGCAGCGACAAAGCACAGCAGUGACCUCGAAGUAGUUCCAUCCGGAUGCCUCCCCCCGCCGGCAACCGCAGCCAUGUUUUGGAAGUUACCGCGUGAAGUAUUUGACUUGGUCGUCUCCGGGCUUCCACACAAUGACCAGGUUGCCCUGUCCACCGUCUCUAAAGGUCUUCGCGCGGCUCUUGCUACCGUCAUAUGGAACAGAAUCCGUGUUGACGUACAGCGUCGUGGUACGGACCAAAGUCAACCGAGGGUGAACAGCGAGGCGGUGACACGAUGCGCCAUAGCCUUCCGUCAACCUUCAGCCGCCAUUCGCCAAGUCACCCAGCUGGAGUUGCUGUGCGGCUUCGGCACUCGCCACUACUUGGGGACGCCAUGCCCUCAUCCUCGACCUCCACCUCAGGGGGGGCAGCGUGGACAACAUCUCAUCCGCCUGACAAAAGCCCACGCAAAACACGUGGCGGAUAUCCAUGCGGAACGUCAGGAUCAUUAUAACUGUGUAGUGGAAAACACGAUAUCAAUUAUUGAGUCUCUCUAUGAGGGACAGUUACAAGAGUUCAGCUGGGACUUGUGCACUUGUGUGCCCCCUGCGCUACUCGAGACCCUGGCUAAACGGCAUCGUCAUCUUGCCUCCCUCCGCUUGACGACUGACUAUAUGUGUCCCGGCCCUCCCGGAGACGAAAACAAGGUUGUCGAUUUCUCCCCUUUCCGGCACCUCAAGCGAAUCUCUUGGAAGGGUCUCCCAUCACACAACGCAUGCCAGCUACGAGAGGCACUCCGGAAUAACAGUCAUCACCUAGAGGAGUUGGAGCUGGACCUGUACAAGGCAUACCCCAAGAUAUUCCCGCACCCUGGUAGAUGGAAGGGGGAGGCCUACUGCCUCGACUUCUGGCGGGGCAUGCCGUUUGAUACGCGGUUUCGGGAUGACAUCCUGUCGAUGAAGACCCGGCAAUCAUCAAAGCCCGCCUUCCCGUCGCUUCGCGUCCUUAAACUUCGAUCGGCCCCCCUAGAUCUCGAAAACGCGACAAGGGCGUUGUGCCGCGUAAUCGAUUUCGCAGCCCUGGAGUCGCUUACGCUGUGGUAUUGUUGCGGUUGGGAAGUGUUCCUGGACACUGUCCAGGAAUCGACUGGAACGAAGCCUAUCAAACUUCGGACCCUCGAAGUCAAGUGCACCGAAGACCGUGGCGAGUAUGCUGAUAUUGCCCGGUUUGUUGGCUCCUUUCAGGGGUUGUCAGACCUGUUUGUGAGCCUUUCGGGUGAAGACUUCCGAGAACCAGACCCUGAUCUAUGGAUCGCUCUUCCGCAGCACCGCGUCACCCUCAAACGGUUAGUUUUUCACUCGAGGUUCACCCCCGGGAUGCGAGUCGAUUAUUAUUGCGACUGCACCAAUUUGGGGCUUCCGAGGUUGGAUCCUACCUUUAACCCGAUGAGUGAUUUGGAUCUGGAGUGUCUCGGCUUGUCCUGUGAUCCGGAUUUACUGCCACCACUUCUUCGGCCUUUCACCGCCAAGUCCACGCUCAAGAUCUUUCACCUUCGACAAACAGGCGCUGAUCUCAACAGGGGUGAGAGGUGCCGAGCCCUGGACCUUCCGCAGAUUGACGAGCCGGACUGCCAACCCGAGGAACACAACCGUGUAACAACCUUGCGGUCCUUACCAUACGACACGCUGGAAGACGCAUUGCAAGAUUCGUUCCGUGCUCUGCUUGAUUGGGCGUUUGGACCGCACGGAAUAGCGUCCAUUCAGCUGGUUGCGUUCGGCGACUUUGCUCAGGGGCGGAACAAACUGUAUCUGCAUAACCUUUUCGUCUGCCGAGCUGAAAGUCGCGUCGACAAGGGUGGCCCUCCCUAUCGUGUUUUUGAUGCGCGGGAUCGGAAGCACGAACACGAGUGGGCGACGAUCGUUCGCCCACACUGGUCGUUUCUGGAGGCCUGUCCCGUCGGUUCCUUUCAGUCAGACUCGUAUUAUCGUUUCUAGGAGUUUCAACUCCAACGUAACCCGUCGGGGACGGAUCUUACCUUUGUUGUGUUUGGGGGGGUUACCGGAGGGCCGUCUUAAAGGCUGCUACCAUCUUACGUUCGUAGAAGAUUGUGCACUCCCUGGGCAUCACAGUACCAUCCUAUGCCGUUGGCAGCUCCAAAAAGAUACUGAAUCACCAUGAUCUCUCCCACCGGGAAUUGAACCCGGGUCUCGAGCGUGACAAGCUCGCAUACUGACCACUAUACUAUGGAAGACUAGCAAGUGUGGACACUCGCUAUAGCCUGGGCUGGUUGUUGGUGAGAGGGCAGGGAGAGGGGUAUAAGAA
Chaetomium fimeti is the source of this 2332-nucleotide messenger RNA. RefSeq lists its product as uncharacterized. The record is from RefSeq and is a predicted model, not a curated record. NCBI's taxonomy places the organism in Eukaryota, Fungi, Ascomycota, Sordariomycetes, Sordariales, Chaetomiaceae. The transcript is spliced from 4 exons. Gene Ontology annotation, molecular function: protein binding. Bases 106 to 2004 code for a protein of 632 amino acids.